Messenger RNA from Oncorhynchus tshawytscha (Chinook salmon), 1138 nucleotides. Its product is annotated as C-type lectin domain family 10 member A-like. The coding region runs from base 179 to 1096 and encodes 305 amino acids. Lineage: Eukaryota; Metazoa; Chordata; Actinopteri; Salmoniformes; Salmonidae. The transcript is spliced from 8 exons. The record is from RefSeq and is a predicted model, not a curated record.
GCAGGUUGAGGUGCAGUGACCGAUAGUUUGGGUCCCAAACACACACACCACUCAGAGACUUAGUCGCGAACGCACUCUGGAUUUCCAUCCACUCACUAUAGAAUAGAACUACAAUAUCUAUAGAUUAGAACUGUAAUAUCUAUAGAAUAGAACUAGAAUAUCUACAGAAUAGGUUGUGAUGAAGGAGCCUGGGUCCGUCCAGGGGUCUGUUGUCAUGACUACAGAAUAUCAUGACGACUUCCAAAAUACAGACACCAGCGACAACCGACCCUUCUGGACCAAAGAGCCGGAGUCGGGGUUAGGCCAAGCGCACCAAUCAGGCAGAGGUAGAUGGAUGUGGGCGGGGCCUGUUCUGUCUGCUUUCUUCCUAUUGGCUCUGAUCAUCUUUGUCUCCGUCAGCAAUAGGAAUACUGACAGCAGGUUCUCGUCAAUAGAAAAGACUGUUGCCAACCUGAGUUUGGCUGUUCAGACUGUCAUCACCACUCUACAACAGAGCAAAGCCUCAGAGGCAGAGUUGCAGAAGGAGAUUGGAAGGCAGAAGUUCACCAUGGAAAUGACAGAACGAAAGCUGGAUUCAGUGUCGGAGUCGGUGAAGGAGUUUGAUCAGUUGGAGUCCCUUCGUUCUGCUGUAGCCGGAUUGAAGUGUUCCUUAGACAGAGUCCUGCACAACGACACAGUUUCAGGGUGCUGUCCACUUGGCUGGGUGUUGUCUGGCUCCUCCUCCUGCUACUUCUUCUCGUCUGACGGGUUACCAUGGAACCAGGCUCGAGACUACUGCUCUAACUACAAUGCCCAGCUGGCUGUACUGAAGACUGAACAGGACUGGGACUUUGUAACAGGCAGUACCAAGCCGCUGUUCUUCUGGGUUGGACUGUCAGAUGAGAGGACAGGAGAAUGGGAGUGGGUGGAUGGAACACCUUAUAUCAUGGACCGCAGCCAGUGGAAGCCGGGCCAGCCUGAUAACUGGAAAGGCCAUGGUCUGGGUGGGACAGAGGACUGUGCUAUGAUACAUGCCAACGGACAGCUGAAUGAUGAUCACUGUUCCCGUAGUUACCGCUACGUCUGUCAGGGACAUACACUGACACACACUCACUGAUACACACAUUGUAACUGACACUGAUACACACACACACACACA